AUGGGGUUUAGUAGUUUUCCAGUGUCCCCAUUUACUUUCUGUUUGUAUUUGAGAGAUAAGUUUGAUUCGUGUCGUUCUCCUGCGCCUAUUGUGACAGCUGUGUAUGGAGUCAGAUGGGCUCACAAUCUAGCUGGUKUUGAGUCUCCUACAGAUAACAUUGUGGUUAAACAGUUUUUAGAGGCAUCCAAAAGAUUACUUGGUCUCUUGCGUUGUGACGAGAUCGUGAAUAUUACUAGAAGAGAUGUAUGCAUCAAGGCUGAUCACAUGACUGUCUUUUGUUUGAAACGAAAGAACGAUCAAUACUCCAAGGGUCAUACGGCAGUCAUUGAUAGGUCUGGUAAGAUUACCUGUCCCRUUGCCAUAACUKAAAAGUUGUUGAAYAAGUUGCCUGUUUSUCCUAAUCAGUCAUUAGUUUGUAGAUUGAAAUCAAAUGGAUCCGCUAUGCAGCAGUCUAUCAGUUAUUCCAGAGUGAGGGAAAUAUUCCUAGAGACAAUGUCAGAGUUUGUUGAGGAUCCUAAACUGUACGGUACCCAUAGUUUAAAAAAGGGUGGUGCUUCGGCGGCACAUAAGGCCGGCGUUGCCGGCGAGUCGUUAGAUAGGUUCGCUGGCUGGGAGUCAGCUCGUUCUAAGUUUAGCUAUAUUAGUGACUCGCAUGAGAAAUUAAGAGUGUCUAAGGCGAUUAAUCUUUAA
Molecule: messenger RNA, 690 nt
Organism: Exaiptasia diaphana
Lineage: Eukaryota; Metazoa; Cnidaria; Anthozoa; Actiniaria; Aiptasiidae
Exons: 2
Coding region: 1-690 (229 amino acids)
Biological process (GO): DNA integration; DNA recombination
Molecular function (GO): DNA binding
Source: RefSeq, a predicted model, not a curated record